UACGUCAGUGUUGCCGUUAUGUUGUUGUCAUACAGAUUGAAUCAGCCUUGACAGCAAUUGAACUAUUGAAAUUCACCGUAAAAUAACCUCACAAAUUCUGAUUCACCAAAAAUAGCAUAAUAUAUAUUGAGGAAAUAGUCAGUUAAUGUUUUUUCCUUGCCAUCUACAUUGCGUGCAUCUUUUGACUGUGUAAUACGCUCAUCGUGUGUCGUCCACUGUUUUUGUUUUACUUAAAUCUAAUAUACGUAACAUAAAAUGGCCAGGGAAAUUAAAUCUUCCAAUCCUUUCUUAGACGAUGAUGAUGAUUUAGAUGAUAAUGAAUUCCUCAACCAUCCUCGGCAAGGAAGCUCUGGUUAUAUACUGGGAAAUCAGAGUUCUGGAAGUGAGCAAAAUGAAUGGGAAAACAGAAGAAGACAGUUACUUGAAGAAAGACGUCGAAUAGAGGAAAGAACCUUGCAAAGUACCAAUAAUUCUCUUGGUUUACUCCACGAAUCAGAACAAGUGGGAAUAUUAACCGCUGAGGAACUUGUGAAACAACGUGAACAGCUUCAAAAUAUUGAAGAAAAUUUAGAUAUCAUAAACAGUACAAUGCGUACAAGUCAAAAACAUAUCAAUUCCCUAAAAAGUAUCUUUGGUGGUAUCAAAAAUUAUUUUAGCAAAGGUGGCCAAGCAGAUCCUACAGUGAGAGUUCCUGUUGACGUCCCUGAAAAAAAGCAUGCAAGUGCAUUAAGCAGUACUAUUGAGACUCUAAAAUCAGAUACCAAACUGAGUGAAGCUACACAUCCAGCUUUAAGAAUUCGGAAUUUGCCUUAUGAUGAUCCAGAUUCUUUGAAAAAUGAACUUUUUUCUCCAGAAAAGACACCUUCUCCUCCAGCAAUGCAAUUAACAAAUGAUGUAGAGGAGAAACUAGAUAAAAAUUUAGAAUUUAUGUCUAUGGGACUUGGAAGACUGAAGAAUCUAGCUAUUGGUUUAAAUGAAGAAAUUGAACAACAGAAUGAGAUGAUAGACUUGAUUCAUAAUAAAGCUGAUAAAGCAGAUGAAACUUUGGAAUACCAAAAUAGACAGAUAAAGCGUAUUCUAAAAAAAUAAUUGAUUAUUUAGCUGUACAUUUUGUUCCAAUCCUGAAUUUAUUUUUAUUUUCUGUAAAAAUAUUUUAUAUUAUAUGUAAUUAUUUAUAGUUAAGUUUAAAAAUAAUUCAUGUCAGUAUUAAGCAAUAAAAUUGUUAUGUAACUUAUU
Messenger RNA from Argiope bruennichi, 1236 nucleotides. RefSeq names its product synaptosomal-associated protein 29-like (gene Snap29). Gene Ontology annotation, cellular component: SNARE complex; plasma membrane. NCBI's taxonomy places the organism in Eukaryota, Metazoa, Arthropoda, Arachnida, Araneae, Araneidae. Gene Ontology annotation, molecular function: syntaxin binding; SNAP receptor activity. Gene Ontology annotation, biological process: exocytosis; synaptic vesicle fusion to presynaptic active zone membrane; synaptic vesicle priming. The record is from RefSeq and is a predicted model, not a curated record. Bases 256 to 1089 code for a protein of 277 amino acids. The transcript has 4 exons.